Molecule: messenger RNA, 4654 nt
Organism: Cyclopterus lumpus (lumpfish)
Lineage: Eukaryota; Metazoa; Chordata; Actinopteri; Perciformes; Cyclopteridae
Gene: mta2
Product: metastasis associated 1 family, member 2
Exons: 18
Coding region: 402-2393 (663 amino acids)
Biological process (GO): negative regulation of transcription by RNA polymerase II
Cellular component (GO): nucleoplasm; NuRD complex
Molecular function (GO): sequence-specific DNA binding; chromatin binding; zinc ion binding
Source: RefSeq, a predicted model, not a curated record
GGGGGCCAGUGAGUGUGUGUUUGCUGCGUGCGAGUGUGUGUUGAACUGAGCGGAGGUGAAGAAGAGGAGGAUGAAGCUGGGAGCGGAGGAUGGGAGGAAGAGUGGAGUAAGAGACAGGCUAGCUGUGUGUGAAUGAGUGAGUGAGUGAGGAAGAGGAGAGGAAGGUCGUCGGAGGACCGACAACAAAGACUUCAAUAUUUUGGGGAUAACCUCCGGAACAUUACUAACGGAAACUUUCAACUUUUUACCCGCCACAUCUCGGCUUGUUGUGUCCGGAGCCGGCUUUGUUUCACGGCGGGGGUGUCUACGAUAAAUGAAGGAAUAACAUAGAAUCCCAUCGACCUUUUUCUACACAAGCGGGGGAAUACCCUGGGACUGCUUUUGAUAAAGGUUACGAGAGAAUGGCGGCCAACAUGUACCGAGUGGGAGAUUACGUGUACUUUGAGAACUCAUCCAGCAACCCUUACCUGAUCCGUAGAAUAGAAGAGCUCAACAAGACAGCCAAUGGGAACGUGGAGGCAAAGGUGGUGUGUCUGUUCAGGAGGCGGGACAUCUCAGGAAACCUCAACAUCCUGGCUGACAGCAACGCAAGAGAAUUUGAAGAGGAGUCAAAGCAGCCGACGCCGUCUGAACAACAGAAACACCAGCUCAAACACAGAGAACUCUUCCUGUCUCGACAGUUCGAGUCCUUACCGGCUACUCACAUACGGGGGAAAUGUAAUGUCACCCUGCUCAAUGAAACGGACGUCUUGUCUGGCUACCUGGAGAAAGAGGACUGCUUCUUCUACUCGUUGGUGUUCGACCCCGUCCAGAAGACCCUACUGGCGGAUCAGGGGGAGAUCCGGGUGGGCUCCAAGUACCAGGCAGAAAUCCCUGACAAGCUAGCUGAGGGUGAGUUAGACACCCGGAUCCAGGAGAAGCUGGAGACCAAAGUGUGGGACCCCAGCAACCAGCUCAAAGACCCUCAGAUAGACCAGUUCCUGGUGGUGGCAAGGGCUGUGGGGACCUUUGCUCGGGCCCUUGACUGCAGCAGCUCCAUCCGCCAGCCCAGCCUCCACAUGAGUGCAGCUGCAGCCUCCAGAGACAUCACACUGUUCCAUGCUAUGGACACGUUGCAGAAGAACAGCUAUGACCUGGCCAAAGCCAUGUCCACGCUGGUCCCUCAGGGGGGCCCGGUGCUCUGCCGCGAUGAGAUGGAGGAGUGGAGCGCCUCAGAGGCCAUGUUGUUUGAGGAGGCUCUGGAGAAAUACGGCAAGGACUUCAACGACAUCCGCCAGGACUUUCUGCCCUGGAAGUCUCUAGCCAGUGUGGUCCAGUUCUACUACAUGUGGAAGACUACCGACCGCUACAUCCAACAGAAACGACUAAAGGCAGCAGAGGCGGACAGCAAGCUGAAGCAGGUGUACAUCCCCACCUACACCAAACCCAACCCCAACCAGAUCAUGGUGCCAGGCAGCAAGCCGGGCAUGAACGGGGCGGCGGGCUUCCAGAAAGGACUCAGCUGUGAGAGCUGCCACACGGCCCAGUCUCCUCAGUGGUAUGCCUGGGGGCCUCCCAACAUGCAGUGCAGACUGUGCGCCUCCUGCUGGAUCUACUGGAAGAAGUACGGAGGUUUGAAGACCCCCACGCAGCUAGAGGGCGCAGCUAGAGCCGGCUCUGAGUCAGGCCCCCGCGGUCACAUGACGCGCCAGGAGGUCCAGGGUAUGUCGCCGUUCACACGCAACGAGGGUCGCGCCAAGCUGCUGGCCAAGAACCGCCAGACGUUCAUCCUGCAGACCACCAAGUUGACCCGCAUCGCCCGGCGGGUGUGCGAGGACAUCCUGCAGCCUCGACGUGCGGCGCGGCGGCCCUACGCCUCCAUCAAUGCCAACGCUGUCAAGGCUGAGUGUAUAAUCAGGCUGCCCAAAGCCACAAAAACUCCUCUAAAGACCAAGUUGGUGCCCCGACCGUCUCUGGCCAACAUAGUGAAGGAUUUAGCCAUCUCAGCUCCUCUAAAACUGAAGGCGUCUAGAGGACCCCCGACACCCAUCAACAGGAACCAGGCCAGCCAGCCCCGCGUGGGCCAAAGCUUGCUGGGAAAGAGAGGCUUCGACAGCGCUACAGGCGUGCCCUACCCGGCCAAUGGGAGACCGUACACUUCAGGUAUGAGGACCACCUCUCAGUCGGUCAUCAAGCGGCAGAAAGUCAGCCAGGGGGAGGCACCCAACCCUGUAGUGUUUGUGGCUACAAAGGACACCAGGGCUCUGAGGAAACAUCUGACCCAGUCAGAGAUGCGCCGGGCAGCGAGGAAACCUCACCUCCUGGUCCGGAUCAAACUGCCGCCACCCCCCCGCUCCCUGGCCAUGCCCCUGCUCCCCUCCAGCACCAGCGAGCCCAUCGUCCUGGAGGACUGAAGGGUGGAGGGACAUGGGAGGGGUGGGGUGGAGGGGGGUGGUCUUUUACCAGGACGUGGGGGUCAAGUUGGGGAGGGUCUGUGCUCAGGCUGUCACUUAACAGGCAGCACAGUACGCCACACCAGUAGUCUUUUAUUUCCCUCUUUUCUUUAGUCCUCUGUUACUUCCCAAACAUUGAUGUGUCACACACACACACACACACACACACACACACACACACACACACACACACAGCACUUAGAUGACUGUAUAUUUCCAUCACACACACACACACACACACACACACACACACACCUUGACACACCUUGGGCUUUGUAGUAUUUUAUUCCAGAUCCUGAAUAAUUUUUUGUGCUCCCCCUUUUCAAUUCCGCCUGUUUUUAAAUGUGUAAUUUAAAUCGAGAAACGUCUCAUCCUGAAAACAACGGUGUUCAAGCACACUUUAGUUUUCUUUCCCUCCACGACGUCUCUAUCUUGUGUAAAUAUACGCACCGUUGUAAAGGGGAUGAAGCCCGCAGUAUGUGAGUAUGGGGGGGUCAAGUUGGAUGAGGACACGUCUGACUGGCUGUUAAUCGUAGCUCACUGACUGCUGGUGGAGUUGGGGAGACAUGUUGGGACAUGCUGAGCUGUCCUCAGUCCGUCUCAGCACAGUGUUUGUUGUCUGUAACUUGUUCACUUUUCCCCGUCGUCAGCCAGGAGCCAACAGAGUUCCCGGGGUCGGUCCACCCUGACAAGUCAGGUCCUUCCCACCUCAGUGACAAAAAUGUGUGAGCACAAAACCGCUUGAGUAACACCACCCAUACAGUCAUUACAGAGGAAUCUGCUGACGGUCUUCUUGAUGAAUUAAUAAAAUAUUCACAAUCACAAUUCUUCAAAGCUGAAUGGGCCAUCUUCAAAUUGCUUGUUUUAACUGAUUAAUACUCCCAAAACCCAGAUAUCAACAAAUAUUCAGUCAUCAAAAUGUUAACCUUAAAUUAAUGAUAAUCAGCAAACGGGUAUAUCUUUAGUUUCUACAGCCUUACGCAUCCUGACUUGCGCUAGUUUUGUGCUCACUUGAUUUUUUUUAAUGAAUAAAUAACCCUCUAUGCCGUCUUCUCCUUCUCCAGGCAUCACAGUAGCCAUUUAACAAAAGAAACUGAACGCUUCUUUGGUCUCCUGUCAGCUGUUAUCCGGUUUGAGGAGAGGAGUCUGCUCCCGCUCUCCUGACCUCGGCCCGAUGCGUGUGAACCUGGAGUCAAAGGGCAGAGGUCAUCGCUUAUACAGUGUAGGGAGGAUCAUGUGUAGUGUUUGAGGAGAUGAUUGUGGUUACUGUGUGACUUGCCAGGAUGAGAGAACACAUUUGGCUUUGAGGUACUGUGUUCGAGUCUGCAAAAGUCCAAAAAGAAGCCAUAAUGUGCAACAAGAAAACAGAAAUCUUUCAACCCUGGGGUCAUAUUAGAAUCAAAGCCUCAGCAUUGCUGACAAUGUUUGGUUGGUUUGAAGGAAACUGACCGUUAUGUUCUCAGUCAGUUGAUAAGUCUGUUUUAAAAAAAAUAAAUAAACCUUUAAAAAAAUUAAGCAGCAGCAAUAUGUAAAGGGUAUGGAAGACAAUUGGGGUCAAAAAGUGAAGUUCAGGAAUAAUGUUGCAAAAAGAGUCUGAGAUUACAGAACGUUGUCACUCGAUGCUCUUCUGUAAAUGUGACGAGGCAGCAGAGCGGUUCCUCCGCUCGUCUCGUGUGCUUUCAUUUCCUCCGUCUAGUUUGGGUUGCCCGUUUGUACCGUUACGAAAAGGUUGAGUACUAAAAGCAAGUUGUUAAUUGGAUGAUUAUAAUUCCCGUGAAUCCCCACAGCACCGAGGGCCUCCGCAGGUUUUAUGAGCAAGUUUGGUCCCAAUGUGGGCUUUGUAAUAUUUCUCCAAAAAAGAAAUUUGAAGUGUCGAGUUUGUAGCAAAUACUAAUCUGUGUAAAGACGAAGUGGAGAACUGGCACAUUUUAAACUUUUUUACAUCUAAAGUGUGUAAUUCUGCUCCGUUAUUGUGGAGAGGGCUCAACCAGGCGACUGUACAUGUGAAACAUUGCUCUCCUUCAUUGGGUGGGGGGUUGGGGGGGGUCAUUUGAACCAGGGGCCACAUUCAAAAGGUACAGGGGCUGAUUUUUGUAUGAUGGAGACAAAACAUGCUACAAACUGAAACUUUUUCUCAAGUGUUUUUUUAUUCCAACGUCUCUGUAUCCUUUAAUGUAUCUUGAUAAGAAAAGAAAUAAAGAAUUUUUUUUUCUUCGUGGUCA